CGUCCCGUCUCUCGCCAGCACCUUCGCCGUCGUCCCCGCCAUGCCCGAGCCCGCCAAGUCGGCCCCGGCCCCGAAGAAGGGCUCGAAGAAGGCGGUGACCAAGGCGCAGAAGAAGGACGGCAAGAAGCGCAAGCGCAGCCGCAAGGAGAGCUACUCGGUGUACGUGUACAAGGUGCUGAAGCAGGUGCACCCCGACACGGGCAUCUCGUCCAAGGCCAUGGGCAUCAUGAACUCGUUCGUCAACGACAUCUUCGAGCGCAUCGCGGGCGAGGCGUCCCGCCUGGCGCAUUACAACAAGCGCUCGACCAUCACGUCGCGGGAGAUCCAGACGGCCGUGCGCCUGCUGCUGCCCGGGGAGCUGGCCAAGCACGCCGUGUCCGAGGGCACCAAGGCCGUCACCAAGUACACCAGCGCCAAGUGAGCCCGCCUGCAGCCGACCGCAACCCAAAGGCUCUUUUCAGAGCCACUUAAGUUUUACCAAGAAGGAGCCGUUGCGCUUUACAUAUUGAAAAACGCAUGGUGUUCCGUGUAUCACGAAUCACGUUCUCCAGGAAC
Mirounga angustirostris (Northern elephant seal) is the source of this 555-nucleotide messenger RNA. RefSeq names its product histone H2B type 1-K. Gene Ontology annotation, cellular component: nucleosome. Gene Ontology annotation, molecular function: protein heterodimerization activity; structural constituent of chromatin; DNA binding. NCBI's taxonomy places the organism in Eukaryota, Metazoa, Chordata, Mammalia, Carnivora, Phocidae. The transcript has a single exon. Bases 41 to 421 code for a protein of 126 amino acids. The record is from RefSeq and is a predicted model, not a curated record.